Messenger RNA from Thrips palmi, 4177 nucleotides. RefSeq lists its product as uncharacterized. The record is from RefSeq and is a predicted model, not a curated record. Gene Ontology annotation, cellular component: nucleus. NCBI's taxonomy places the organism in Eukaryota, Metazoa, Arthropoda, Insecta, Thysanoptera, Thripidae. Bases 251 to 3661 code for a protein of 1136 amino acids. The transcript is spliced from 11 exons. Gene Ontology annotation, biological process: regulation of DNA-templated transcription. Gene Ontology annotation, molecular function: transcription coregulator activity.
UUUUUCAUAGAACGCCCAAAAAACCCAAACAAGAACAAAAAAGAAUUUGCGCGCGAUCCAGUCAUAAAGAUUGUUUGUGUUUCGCGAUUUGCGAGUUACUUCCCCGCUUUAGAGGUGUUUGAUGACUUGUCCGUUUUAGGCUCCAUGAAGUUAUCCAGCUCCGCAUCCUCUUAGUGCAGUGUGGCUCGAUUUCCAUCAUGUUUCGGCGAUUGCUAGAUGCAGCGUGCUUCUUCCCUUGUCGCAGUCAAGGAUGAGUUCUCAUACACCACCUUCUCCCAAAACACCGCCCCGAAAGAAUCUAUCAUGGAGGCAUCAUGGUUCUCCUUCCCACAUCGACAGUCCAGGAUGCUGCUCCACUCCAAGUACAUCCAAGAAGCUAAAUGGUUUAUCUCCUGGUCGGAAAAUCCUGUGGGAGAAAAGGUCACCCUCCAAACACACCAAACUUCUGGGGUCACCCAUAACCAAGCAUCCCUGUUCUCCACAAGAUUCGAAGUCUUUUAAAAGCUUUCAGUCAACGUCAAAAGAUACUGAUGCCUCAGAUUUGUCUUGUAGUUUGUCAAAACAUGUAAAUUCAACAGACCCCUCAUGGAGUAAAAGUUUCUCCAGUGCUGAAAGCAAUGGCACUGUGACUGUUGAAUUGGAUUUCCCUCAUGGUGGCUGGGAUGAGGACAGCUCCAACGAAGACUCGCCUGGCAGUUUGGAAAUAGUUGAAUCUGAUGCAGAAAGCCACGCUUCCCCUAAUCAGAGGGGCAGAAAAAGGAAGCAGUCUGAGGUGUCUGAAGAAGACAAUGCUAUUUUGAGUGGGAUGGGGGAAGAAAUUGAAAGACAGCUUGAAGCUAAGGCCGAGAGAAAUCGUUUAACAGUACCCAAUGUUAAAAACAUUCUAAGGAGUGUCAUUACAAAUCCAUAUGUUCAAGCUAUGGUCAGGAGAAGCAUCAAGUCUGGUGACGUUGCUGUAUCCGGGGACUCUGAUGACUUGUCAUUUGAACCAAGAUUAACCAGAGCCAAGGCAAGACUUCUCUGUGACAGCAAUGAAUCCAGUUAUUCAGAAGUGCAGUGGGUUGGUACUCCACACAAAACCCCCUCUGGAUCAGAAUGUCAGGCUCUCAUCAAUGAAGAAAUGAAUGAUGACUCGGAAGAUGAUGAAGAGUACCACCCUGGUGAGGAUGAGCCAAGUGACAAUGAUUGCUCUGAACGUGAUGGAUCGGAAAGGGACAUUUCCUUAGAUCAGCAAUCUCCCGCAAACUUUGAUUUGGACACUGAUUCCUGCCCAGCUACGCCAAAUCCGUCUCCCAAACCUCUAAUUACGGAUUCUGCCACCCAAACAAACUGGUCAGAGGACGGAGUCUUCAAAGUGCCCAUGGCACCUUCUGAAUUGCAGCUAGAUCAAAAUACUGAAGAAAAUAUUGCUUUACGAACUCGUUCAAAACUGCCUCUCAAUGAUACUCCUUUAGAGGAAAUAGAACAAGCAUUUAUUCCUCCAGACAUAACUCCUGACCUAUAUGACACUACUUGUGAUAAUGCAGAUUGGCAAGAAUUUUUGAAGGAAUUUAUGCAGCCCAUGAGAUCAGAAGUUCAAAACCCCGAUGAUGAUGAGGAAGACCCAGAAUACAAUGUCCUUGCCGAGGAAGAGAUAAUUGACAAGGAGGAGCUGCGUAGGGACAGAGCUGUCAAAGUUUCUAAGAGAGAAUUGAAUGAACUAAUGAGAGAACUUCUCGAGUUUACUGAAAACUUUUCCAGUGAGGAUGAGGAUAAGGAUAAAGAUGGGGAUAAGAAGCAGACUGCCAAACCAGCCAGCCCUCGUGCACUGUCUCCUCGAUUGUCUACCAGCCCGAAUGGUAGCAAUGAAGAUAUGUCCAUCCUACUGGAUGCCUAUAUGUCACUGGGCACUCUGGCACCGCUAAAGACCACACCCCCUCCUCCAAGAAGUCCCAGCAAUACAUCUCUUCACACACCUGUACCACCCAUGAGCCCACCUUGUUCAAGAACACCAAAUACUGGGAAGAAGGGUCACCACAAUGACUUGAGUUUUAAUGUGGACUCUACCUCACUAUCGUCAAGUGGUUAUCAUUCUGGAGGGAAAGGAAAAUCAGUUUAUCAGUCUCCUGGAAAGAAGAAAAAUUUUCCUCAAACUCCAGGUAAACCAGACAACUACCCACACUCUAGUGGAAGCCGAAGUGGGAAGAAGGAAAGAACAGGCUUCACUCCUGGAAAACCGGACAGCUUUACCCCAAAGAAGUCGCAUGUAUUGGCAACUCCGGGGAAAUUGGACAAUCACCCAAGUUACUCUAAUAAAAGCUCAGGAGAAUUGAAGGGUAACCUGUCACAUAGCAGAGGAAAAUUGGACUCUUAUCUAAAUGCCAUUAAUGACAACCAUGGCAAUUCAUCAGAGACCUUCUUUUACAAUGAUGACCCAAAUGUUGGAAUGGUGGGAAAUAAUGUGGCAGUACCAGUCACUAGCAAUCAGUAUGGUGGGAACACAGAUGUGCUCUUCUCUCCUGGAAAGAAUUACCUGGUUCUGAACUCAAGUACAGACUGGGAUAAACCUGGUGAAACAAUUGGCAAUUCAAGUCAUCUGUCUGCUGAGGAAAUUCAAAGCAGUGAUGACAACACUUGGAGCAAUUCUGUUGUUGGCAUUAAUACAUGUGAGACUCUGUCUGCUCAAGCAAAUGAGGAAGAGCAGAAGGAGCCUUCAUCUGUUGAAGAAGACGACCCAGAGUUAUCUGUUAGUUUGCCUGCUUCAAGCCCUCCCCAUUCUCCAGUACCUGGAGUAACUUCUUGGAAUGUUUACAAUGGAGAAGCUCAUUUAUCUGCUCAAGGAGAUGUAUUGGUCAACAACACUGUGGUCCUGAGUUUUGCCCAAAGGCACGUUUUGGAUCAGCAAAUGAGGCAAUAUGUACAACUGAUGACGCAACACUUCCUUCAAACUUAUGAACAUCCUGUGUACAAUGAUUAUUCCUCUAUUUGUAAGAAGCAAUUGGUUUCAUUGGAUACAAUGGCAGCAGAAAAAAGAAAAUCAGCUUUCAGAUCAGCAAAUCUUACACCAGCAUUGGAAUUGGUUGACAGGUGGGAAAAGAUGAUACAGUCAGAAGAAGGAACAGCAAUUACUGGCUUUGUUGAACAGGAAAUGGCUCGUGCUAAACGUGUGAAGAAUAGGAAAAACAGAUACUGUGAGAGGUUUAGUCCCCAACUAAUGAAAGAAAUAGUUGAUAGUCCUGCCUUCAUAUAUCCAGAGCUCCUCCCUCACAUGCCAUUCAGGACAGUUGAGAUGCAGAAAGUUAUGAUGGUGCUAUCUGAAGAGCACCUCUUGGCUAUUGGUCUAGAAGAAUUUACAGAGUUUAUCGCAGAGAACAAUCCAAGUAAGAAGGACAAAUGUCUUCGUUGGGCAAUGUCUCUUGUUACUGAGUAUCUUCUUAUUGGAAAAAACCCAAAAAAUCUUUAUGAUUACCUACGCAAAAUGAAAAGGCGUAACAGUCCAUUGUCGCAUUUUUUGGAAACGAAGUGUGCCCCUGAAACCCAGCAUUUCAUCAAGCCUUUCAAUGAGCAGCACAUGCUAUCAAUUAGGGAAAGACCCAACUGUGUACUUCCAUUAAUUUGGCGGGACUUCAUCCAUCCUGCUCUUGAUACCCUGAAAACAAGGAAGAACAAGUCAGGAGAUUAAAUUUAGCAUGUAUUUUUUUUCAAGAAAUGCUGUUAUGGACUGAACUUAGUCAAUUUGAAUUAUUAUUUUUUUCUCAUUUUUGAAGUUUACAUUGUACUUACAUAUAUGGGCAUCUAUUUGCGCAUGUUUUAAUACUCUAAUUAUAAUGAUUAAGCUAUAUUUCCUAUUAAACUAUUGGAACACCUGUGAUCAGUAGGAAUGUGGGUGGUUAAAUUUUGUGCUCUGUGACUUAUUUCUGUAGGAAGGAUUAAUGCCAAAUACUGCCAAGAAGAUGAUGUAACCUGACUGAAUGUAGGAUAUGCUGUAAUAUAAUAGUUGUAAUUUUUUAAAUUCCAUAUUGAAGCUCAGAGAAGACUACUCAAGGCUGUGAAAUAAUCCUCUCGAGGAUUUGCAUGUGUAGUAGAAUUUAUGUCAAAACAUCUAUUUUGAAUAUCUAUUUUCUUCACUUCUACUAUGACCCUAGAAUAAUGAGAUAGGUAUUUCAUUUUAUUGUAAUAAACUCCUACAUGAAAUGAA